ACCAGCCCCAUAACCCACAGCCACAACGGUGGUCUUGUGUCCAAAGGUUCCUUAUCCUUCCCCAACAGGCAUCACCUCCUCUUCUUCACAAGGUCCAUCGUCUCUUCCUACCACCAAAUCAACCCCAGCAACUGACCAAUGCACUUGGGAUCGGACCACCCACCAUGCCAAUCCUCAGCCUCUCCGCGAAGCCGCUGUCUCGCCUCCCUGCAAAACGAGGAUUGUCAAGAUUAAGUAGGGUGCAGAACCUUGCGUUUACGACGUCGAGGAUAAGGAUCACCAUGCUCAAGCAACAGGAUCAUCCGGGGAAUGAAAGCGGCAGCAGGCCUCUGUACCUCGGGAUAGACUUUGGAACUUCCGGCGCCAGAUACGCACUUAUCGACAAGCAAGGGGCCAUCCAUUCCGAAGGCAAAAGAACUUACCCAGCUGUUGGACAAACCACCAACUGGGCAAGCUCCUGGAGAGAAGCACUCUUCCAGCUUCUUGGCGACAUUCCGUCCGUUCACCAGCCAUCAGUCUCAUCCAUCUCCAUUGAUGGGACUUCAUCAACCACUCUCAUCAUUGAUAGCUGCAGAAACAAUGGAGAGCUUCUUGCCGGCCCUUUCCUCUACAAUGAGAGCUUCCCUGAUGCGCUGCCCAUGAUCAGCUCGAUUGCUCCCGCAAAUCACACAGUGUGCUCUGGUUCGUCCACCCUAUGCAAGCUCGUCUCAUGGUGGAACAAGCAUUGUUUGAAUGGCGGCGAUGAUUCGGCGAUACUGAUGCACCAAUCAGACUGGCUGCUGUGGCUUUUGCAUGGAGAAUACGGCGUUUGUGAUUACAACAAUACUCUCAAGGUAGGGUAUGAUCCAGAGACUGGGUCAUACCCAAGCUGGCUCAUGUCACAGCCAUACUCACACAUGUUGCCUUCUUCUGUCAGAGCACCCGGAGUUCCCAUUGGCCCAAUCAAAGAAGAUGUGCGCUCACAAUAUGGCUUUUCGAAUGACUGUGUGGUCUGUACUGGGACAACCGACAGCAUCGCUGCCUUUCUUGCAGCACGAACCACUGAUCCAGGAAAAGCGGUGACGUCGCUGGGUUCAACGCUCGCGAUCAAGCUCGUCAGCAGAGUCCGCGUGGAAGACGCAAGGUUCGGCGUCUACAGCCACCGCCUGGACGACCAGUGGCUCGUCGGCGGGGCGUCCAACAGCGGGGGUGUGGUGCUCCGGCAACUCUUCAGCGACGACCAGCUGGUGACGCUGAGCAGGGACAUCGACCCGUCAUCUCCUUCCCCUCUUGACUACUACCCUCUGCCCAAGAAGGGCGAGAGGUUCCCUGUCUCUGACCCCGACAUGGAGCCGAGGCUGGAGCCUCGACCCGACAGCGAUGCCGAGUACUUGCACGGCAUAUUGGAGUCCAUGGCGCACAUUGAGGCCAGUGGGUACAAACUGCUGAAGGAGCUCGGCGCAACGCCGGUGGAGGAGGUCUUUACGGCAGGGGGAGGCGCGCAGAAUGAGAAGUGGACGGCAAUCCGGGAGAGAGUCCUUGGGGUGCCUGUUUGGAAGGCAGAGCAGACAGAGGCGGCGUACGGAGCUGCAUUGCUAGCACUCAGGGGUGCUACCACGGGCUCAUGAAAACACACUCAGGGGUGCCAUUUUCUUUUCAAUCCCAGUAGAAUCAUUGAGUUCAAUAUACCCCUUUUUAAAUGAGUAAAAAAUCUACAAUCAUAACUAGACCGAGCAUUGCAACCCUUGCAAAUUCAAAGUGCAACAAAAUUGUUGCUUUACUGACAUUAUGUAAGUAUAUCAGGGACGGUGUAUGAACUAUGUAGCCAAGAUAACAUUUUGUCUCACUCAA
This is a messenger RNA of Triticum dicoccoides, 1830 nucleotides long. RefSeq names its product D-ribulose kinase-like. The record is from RefSeq and is a predicted model, not a curated record. Gene Ontology annotation, biological process: xylulose metabolic process; phosphorylation. The coding region runs from base 165 to 1607 and encodes 480 amino acids. Gene Ontology annotation, cellular component: cytosol. Gene Ontology annotation, molecular function: D-xylulokinase activity; D-ribulokinase activity. The transcript has 8 exons. Lineage: Eukaryota; Viridiplantae; Streptophyta; Magnoliopsida; Poales; Poaceae.